Molecule: messenger RNA, 939 nt
Organism: Acanthopagrus latus (yellowfin seabream)
Lineage: Eukaryota; Metazoa; Chordata; Actinopteri; Spariformes; Sparidae
Product: olfactory receptor 49-like
Exons: 1
Coding region: 1-939 (312 amino acids)
Biological process (GO): G protein-coupled receptor signaling pathway
Cellular component (GO): membrane
Molecular function (GO): olfactory receptor activity; G protein-coupled receptor activity
Source: RefSeq, a predicted model, not a curated record
AUGAUGAUGAACUCGACACACGUCUCAUAUUUCACACUCGCUUCUUACUUUGACACGGGGACUGUUAAAUACUUAUAUUUUCUGAUUGUUCUGACUUUUUACUUUUCAAUAAUUUGUGCUAAUGUAUUUCUCAUCGUGGUUAUCUGUAUGAACAGGAGCUUACAUGAACCUAUGUACAUGUUCCUGUGCAGUCUGUUUGUAAAUGAACUGUAUGGUAGUUCAGGGUUGUUUCCGUUCCUUCUGACUCAGAUUCUCUCUGACAUUCACACUGUUCCUGCUUCUCUUUGCUUCCUGCAGAUCUUCUGUUUGUAUUCUUAUGGGGGUGUAGAGUUUUUGACUUUAGCCAUCAUGUCUUAUGACAGAUAUCUUGCUAUCUGCUGUCCUCUACAGUAUAACAGUCUUAUGACAUGUGAUAGGAUUGCCAGGCUCACUGCUCUCAUCUGGUUCUACCCUCUUCUCAUCAAUCUGUUCAUCGUGGCUGGUCUGACCUUCCCUCUGCAGCUGUGUGGGAACAUCAUUCACAAAGUGUACUGUGACAACUACUAUGUGGUCAGACUGGCCUGCUCCGACACCACAGUCAACAACAUCUUUGGCCUUGUUCACAUGUUUACAGUAAUCUUUGGUCUCAUAGUUUUAAUUAUUUACACGUACAUGAGGAUCCUUAUAGUGUGUUUCUCUGGCUCUAAGCAGACGAGACAGAAAGCUGUCAGUACCUGCACACCUCACCUCGCUUCUCUGCUCAAUUUCUCUUUCGGAUGUUUCUUUGAAAUAGUGCAGAGCAGGUUUGACAUUCAGAACAGAUUACCUAACAUGGUGAGUGUUUUCCUGUCGUUGUACUGGCUCACAUGCCAGCCGCUCGUCAACCCUUUACUGUACGGCCUGAAAAUGUCCAAAAUACGCGAUGUAUACAAAAACCUACUUUCUGGGGAGAAAAUGUAA